UGCUUUCACAAAUAAGACAACUAUAGCCACAUUUUAUUUUAAUUCUACUUUUUUUUUUAUAUAUAUAUACACAUAUUAAUAUACAUACACAUAUUUAUAUCUAUUUUGGACAUUUAUUUUUAUAAAAGAAAAAAUUCAUUAAACCAAACAUGGAGGAAAUUGGCAUUCAUAUUAAAUCUGAGCAUCAAACAAAAGAAUCAAAUAAUCUUCUUCCUAAAAUCACUCAAUUAGAAGAAUUAUCGGAAAAAGAUUUAUAUGUUAAAUUAAAAAAACUUCAAAGAGAUUUAGAAUUCAUUGAACUUCAAGAGGAAUAUAUUAAGGAUGAACAAAAGAAUUUAAAGAGAGAAUUAGUGAGAGCACAGGAAGAAGUAAAGCGAAUUAAAUCAGUCCCUCUUGUGCUUGGUCAGUUUCUCGAAAUCAUUGAUCAACAUACUGGUAUUGUGGGCUCUACAACUGGUUCCAACUACGUUGUACGUAUUCUCAGCACUAUUGAUCGAGAGUUGUUGAAGCCAAAUUCUACUGUUGCCUUACAUCGUCAUUCAAAUGCUCUUGUUGAUGUUUUGCCACCAGAAGCUGAUAGUAGUAUUGCACUUUUAGGAGCUGAUGAAAAACCUGAAGUUUCAUAUUCGGAUGUUGGUGGUUUAGAUAUCCAAAAACAAGAAAUUCGUGAAGCAGUUGAAUUACCUUUAACACACUUUGACCUCUAUCGUCAAAUCGGUAUCGAUCCUCCUCGUGGUGUACUUUUAUAUGGACCUCCAGGUACAGGAAAGACAAUGCUCGUCAAGGCUGUUGCACAUCAUACAACCGCCAGUUUUAUUCGUGUAGUUGGUUCUGAAUUUGUUCAAAAAUACCUUGGUGAAGGUCCUCGUAUGGUUCGUGAUGUGUUUAGAUUGGCUCGUGAAAAUUCACCUUCUAUUGUCUUUAUUGAUGAAAUUGAUGCUAUUGCUACUAAACGUUUUGAUGCACAGACUGGUGCUGAUAGAGAAGUGCAACGUAUUUUACUUGAAUUACUUAAUCAAAUGGAUGGUUUUGAUCAAACGUCAAAUGUAAAGGUCAUCAUGGCUACGAAUCGUGCAGAUACUCUAGAUCCAGCUUUGUUACGUCCUGGUCGUCUUGAUAGAAAGAUUGAAUUCCCUACACCUGAUCGUCGUCAGAAACGUCUUAUUUUCCAAACUAUCACAUCAAAGAUGAAUUUAUCUGAAGAAGUUGAUUUAGAAGAAUUUGUUUCACGACCUGAUAAAUUAUCUGGUGCAGAAAUUGCAGCAAUUUGUCAGGAAGCUGGUAUGCAUGCAGUUAGAAAGAACCGUUAUGUUAUUCUAAGUAAGGAUUUGGAGAAGGGCUAUAAGGCUAAUGUUAAAAAGGAAGACUCCAACUUUGAAUUCUAUAAAUAAUAAUGUUAAUAAUAAUAAUAAAAACAAUACAUUUUAUGUAUAUAUUCAUAUUAA
Molecule: messenger RNA, 1445 nt
Organism: Cokeromyces recurvatus
Lineage: Eukaryota; Fungi; Mucoromycota; Mucoromycetes; Mucorales; Mucoraceae
Product: 26S protease regulatory subunit 6B
Exons: 3
Coding region: 150-1391 (413 amino acids)
Biological process (GO): proteasome-mediated ubiquitin-dependent protein catabolic process
Cellular component (GO): proteasome regulatory particle, base subcomplex
Molecular function (GO): ATP hydrolysis activity; ATP binding; proteasome-activating activity
Source: RefSeq, a predicted model, not a curated record